Musa acuminata subsp. malaccensis (wild Malaysian banana) is the source of this 4125-nucleotide messenger RNA. Lineage: Eukaryota; Viridiplantae; Streptophyta; Magnoliopsida; Zingiberales; Musaceae. The record is from RefSeq and is a predicted model, not a curated record.
AUUUUUUAGAAUCAUAAUGAAGAGAUUUCUGGUAAAGAUAAAGCUGAAGAAAUUAUAGAUGACAUCUGUUUCGGAGGUAUAUAGGUCUGACGAGAGUUCUUUCUUCAAGGUGUAGCCAACUGCCAACAAGUCUCAUACUGGUGGAACAGUGAAAAAUAAAACCACCAUGGAUGGGUCCUUAUUUUAAACCAGUGGAUGGAUCAGUAGAGAGCACCAAAGGCAUGGAUAGAUCAUUAGAAGGGACUAUGGCUGCUGGCGUAUCUGGAGAAGUUACAAUGAAAGGAUGGAUUAAUGUGAAAAGCCACUGUGUUACACUGGAGCAGUAGUAAAUAACAAUGACCUUGAUGGAGCAGUGAAUAUUCAGUCAGAAAUAUUGAUGACAAAGAUGCAUCAGGAAGAAAUACAACUGAUUUGGAUGGAUCUCCAGAACUACUGGCAAUAUGGAUGGAUUAGUGAAAGUUGCUUCUGAGGCAACUGAAAAUUCUCAGUUAGAACCUAAGGUUGUUUUCAUUAAGCAGAGGGAUCAUACAAUUUUGAAUGUGCUAUGUGCAAGGGGCAUCUUUACUGCAAGCCCAUUUUGCAUAUUGUGGUCUCAUAGAAAGAAAUUGCUUGUUGAAUGUGCUUUCUUUACUGAAGCAGCUUACUAUUAUGAAAAGAACAAAAAUUACUAGAUGCAUCAUAAUCAGUCAGAGGUUUAUGACAUGGAAGAUGAGGGAUUCCUUGGGAAGAUCCAAAAUAGCAAAUAAGUAAUCUGAGGCUAAGGGAUCUUGAGGAGGACGUCACAAAGCUCUUCUUAGAUUUUCUUUUAAAAUAAGUCUGAAGAUCCACCAUUUGUUUAUGCAUUACAAAUUCAUGCAAAAGAAUGCUUGACCAACUUCUUCCGGGCUGAUACACAGUCAUGAAAUAAUCAUUGCUGCUUUGGUGAUGAAGUCUUGUUUGUUUAAACCCAUCCAACGAGCAGUGACAAGGGACAGUUUCGUCUUUUCUGAUUUGGUCCACUUGAAUGAAGUAUGAGCAGUCAAGAGAUUGCAAUCUUUGCAGGUGGGAGCAGCAUGUACCCAACUAAAUCCAUUAUUGGCUUCAUAAAUUAUGUCUACCCUCAUGUUUAUUCACCGACGGUCUUCCUGCAAGUUUGAGCACCACAUUUAGAACCUGCUGCAGUCUCAUCAACUAACUGUACUAUUCUUAGUGCAUUCCAUGUAUUUCUGAUGGAGAGGAACCUAUCGCAAUCAUGUAUUUGUGAAGUGGUACCAUCACUGGUACCAUUAAUGCAGUAGUUGGGGAUGAUCCCUAUUCAUCAAGCUGUUGUCUCUGUUAGCACAGGAUAAAAGCUUGAGGCAGAUCUGUUAAUCUUAUUUUGACAGCCAUGUAGCAAGUUUAAAAAUCCUGCUGAUGAACAGUGAUCAGGAUGACUUCCCUAAAGGCAUGACCGAUUUUUCAUGACUUCUACGUGUCCAGGCUAUGAUCACAAGGAGGAGACAUAAGGUGUGCAGAUUACAAAGGACAAAACAGUUGUUUGACACUGUAGGGACAAAUUCUAGGAAACCCGACAUUAAGCAAGAAGUAGGAAGAUCACACGUUUGGUGCCAAGUCCAAAUCUAUUUCUUCUGUUCGUCUACAGGUCUACAGAAAGAUUAGCUCCAGCCUUAAAAGUUGCAGACCUUCUUGGAAAGCGAGGCUUUUCCAGAGAUCAAAACAACUGUUUGAAGAUUUUUCUGAUUAGAAACGCCGUGUGAUUGAAGUUUUCUUCUUAAGAAGAGUAAGUACUACGUUUCUUGAGCAUGUCUUGCAGGACCGCCAAUGGCAUUCUAACGGAAUCAAGAAUUAACGACGAGGUAUCCCUUGUCACAUUCAUAAAAGACCAAGUCUCACCUUUCUUUGUCACAUACAAACUCAGUGGUUCAUCAUGAAAAUAUUUGGACCUAAUAUUCUGUGUUGCAAUCUCUUAGAUCACUUGCAUCUGUUAGUCUUGCAGGAGGACAGUUCAGACGAAACUACGCCGCAUGCCUCAUCCUUCCAUUUCACUCAAAACUUAUGAGACCACAGAAUUGGCAUGCUUUGUUUGCACUCUCAUCUAGUUGAUGCACUGCAACUGUGCCACCACCCACCUCAGGUACUCGGCCCUCCCCCCUCACCCACGGAAUUCGAAGGGAGAUAAGGUGUGUGAACUCGGAUUGUAGUGGGUGCCAGCAAUCCCGUUCGUCAUUAAUCUGCGAACGCUUUUGAAAGGGCUUUGGAUUUGUUUCGGGGCGUUCCUCCACGAAUGAGCUUGCCGGGGGCGUUAAUGCUCGCAGCGCCAUCGGUUGAUCUACCAAAUGUAUGGUGUGCGUAGUGCCACCGGGUGGUGAAUUUUGCUGUCUCUCGAGCUUUGAUGGCCAUGGCAAGUAACUCUCGAGUUAAGGUGGGCCAUCAGCUUCACCCACUAAUGAUCGACGUGUAUUUAUGCUGACAGAGCGAGAGAGAAGGAGAGAGAGAGCGGAUGAUUUCGAAGGCUUUCCUCGAGUCCCUUUACCUGUUCUACAGGUUCAUGCUAAAGAGACUGAGGAAUUCUUAUACAACCUACGGAAGAACACACAAGUGUCCUCCCCCGGACAAGCUCUCCACCCAGACCAUAGUAUGUGACAUGGAGGGAGCGCUUCUCAGGAAUUCCUCCACCUUCCCAUACUUGAUGCUGGUGGCACUGGAGGCGGGAGGGUUCUUGAGAGGCCUACUUCUCUUGUCUCUCUACCCCCUCAUCUCUUGCCUGAGCCGUGAACUGGCCCUGAGGCUCAUGGUCUUCGUUUGCUUCCUCGGUGUGAGGAAGGAGAGCUUCAGGAUGGGGCGAGCCGUGCUCCCCAAGUUCUUCCUGGAAGACGUGGGGCUGGAAGGCUUCGAGGUGUUGAGGAGAGGAGGGAGGAGGGUGUGCGUCAGUUCCAUGCCCACCGCUAUGGUGGAAGGCUUCCUUAAGGAGUACUUGAACGUCGAGGUGGUGCUGGGGAGGGAGCUGAAGGUGUUUGGUGGCUACUACACUGGUUUGAUGGAGGAGACCGAGGUGAAGGCUGGCUUGGCUUUGGAGGAAUUGCUUGCGGGUGGGAGGGUGACGGAAGACGGAAUCGUCGGAUUCGGAGGCUACUCCAGUUCUCUUCACCAGCAGCUCUUUACUUGCUGCAAGGAAGUCUACUUGGUGAGUGAGGUUGAGAAGAGAAGGUGGCAGCAGCUACCGAGAUCGAGCUAUCCUAAGCCCCUGGUCUUCCAUGACGGCAGAAUAGCGUUCAGGCCGACCCCCAUGUCCACCCUCUGCAUGUUCCUGUGGCUUCCCCUCGGCUUACCCCUCGCCGUCGCCCGGGCCCUCGUCUUCAUCUGCCUCCCCUACGCCCUCUCCACCCCUCUGCUCGCCACCCUGGGCAUGCGCAACCGGUGCGUCACCUCCUCAACGGCGCACCCCAAGGCGGACGGCGGUUCCCACGGCAGCAGGCAGCUCUACAUCAGCAACCACCGCACCCUCCUUGACCCCCUCUGCAUCGCCGCGGUCCUCCGCCGCAACGUCACCGCCACCACCUACAGCGUCAGCCCCAUCAACGAGUGGAUCUCCCCCAUCCGGACCAUCAGACUGACGAGGAACAGGGAGGAGGACAGGCGGCGGAUGAAGAAGCUGCUGGAGGAGGGGGACCUCGUGGUGUGCCCCGAAGGGACGACGUGCCGCGAGCCGUAUCUGCUCCGCUUCAGCCCGCUGUUCGCGGAGGUGAGCCAGGAGGUAGUCCCCGUCGCGCUGGAGGCGUCGGUCACCAUGUUCUACGGCACGAGCACCAGCAAGUUCAAGUACCUCGACCCCUUGUACUUCCUCAUGAACCCCUCCCCACGCUACGAGGUGGAGUUCAUGGGCAAGGUGGCCACCGGCUCCAUCGGUGGGAAGGAGUGCAGCAGCUACGAGAUCGCCAACCAUCUGCAAGGGCAGAUCGGAAGGCUUCUGGGGUUUGAGUGCACCAAUCUGACCAGGAAAGACAAGUACUUGAUGCUCGCAGGCAACGACGGGUUCGUCGAGCGAGACAUCAAUAGGAGGUGAUGUGUGUCCAGUCGUUUAAGUCGUAUGAUUAUUCUUUCGUGUAAAAGAAAAGAACAAACAAUACAACACAAACAAGGUUGUUA